CCACACCGUCGCCCGCACAGCAAAAACGGACGACGUCAAAUGGCAUUUCCCAUUUUGCCGCGUCGGGAGCGCUGUGUUGAGGAAACCAGGAGGCAGACGAAGAGCAGCAGCAUAGAUGGACUUGGCUAUUCGAGUGAACGUGCGGUAUGCAGCGCCACCCAACUCACACAUCAAGGAUGCGCUGCGGCUAUUCAAGAGCCCGCGGUGGGUGCAAAGCAUCAUCCGAUACAUCAUGCCCCAAUUGAACAGUGUCUCGCCUGCGUCUGCGGCAUGCGUUGAUGCGCUCAAGGACAGCGUGGUGCCAGUCACCAAUGGCGACGCGUGUGUCGUGUGCAUGGACAGCUUUGACAACGACUGCGUGGAACUGCCAGGGUGCCGCCACAAGUUUCACCUGUCGUGCAUCGACCCGUGGUUGAAGCUGCACAGCACGUGCCCCACAUGUCGGCACCAAUUGCCCACCGACGCAUUUAGCAAUUACAGCGUGUACGCGAUCAACACAACCAUCAUCCUUCAGCAGUCUCAGGCAAACAUGCCCACCGCCCAACUGCUGGAACUUCCCGCUAGCAACCAAGUUAUUCGAGCUGUCGUAAACGCACGUGUUCGGCGUAACCCGCCCACAACAUCCAAUUCGACUCUCACGUCUUCGUCCGCGACUACGACCACCGCGGCUUACUGCAGCGGACUUUCCACGAUGAUGCCGCCUGUCAUGAACGCGCGCAUCCUCCAGCAAGGACAUGUGGGCGACCUCGACUCAUACGACUCGUUGGACAGCCCAUUACAUGAUUGUUUGCCCACGCCACGCCUGUCGACUAGGCACCACCGUAGUCAUCUUGCGCAGGUACCGCUCAUGCAACAGACUCCGGCGCCACCGCUGACUCGGCGCCGAUGUCGCGAAGUUGCCAACAGCAGCAACAACCACAAACGGGCGCGGCUGGCCACGUCGCCGCCGCCAGAGAUCAUUGCGUCGUCCGUCUAGCGGUCGUUCGGUUCCAUCAUGCUUUGCUCAUUCCACUCCACUGCGCUCUCUCUUCCCACAUAGUCUCGAUUAUUAAUUUAUCCAGCAUACUAGGUAGCUUUCCCA
This is a messenger RNA of Aphanomyces astaci, 1081 nucleotides long. RefSeq lists its product as hypothetical. The record is from RefSeq and is a predicted model, not a curated record. Bases 116 to 976 code for a protein of 286 amino acids. Lineage: Eukaryota; Oomycota; Saprolegniomycetes; Saprolegniales; Verrucalvaceae. The transcript has a single exon.